AUGUCACCGAGACGUUAUACCCGUCGGUCCGCUCCGGCAUUGCCUGAUGAGGUGCCAGAGCAAGUUGGAUCCGAUGAAGUUCGUGAGUUGCGGGCCCAAGUAGCAGUUCUGACUGGGGCUAUGCGACAGCAAGGGGAGCAGAUAGGACGGCUUCAUGAGUUGGUGGCUCGUCAGGCGGCGGCGGCUGCACCUGUAUCUCAGGACCCGCCUGCACCUGCAGCACCUACGCCGGUGGCGGCGGCACCGGUGACGCCUAUUUCUCGGACGGCUUCAGGCUCAUCGGCUCCUAUCCUGGAGGUACUUGAGGCCGAGCAGGAGCGGUCGUUGGCGGUGUUGACGGCCUUCAAGCGGUUUAACCCUCCGACCUUUGCGGGUAAUGUGAAGAAUCCCUGGAUGAUGGAGUCGUGGCUUUUCGCGAUGGAGGCGUUAUUCGAGGAUAUCUACACCCUUGAGAAGGACAAAGUUCGUUUGGCGGCUCACUGUUUGGAGGGGCCGGCUCGAUCGUGGUGGACGAGAGUGAAGAAUGGUCGGUCCUUGGAUCCGACUACCAUGACUUGGGAGGCGUUCCGGGAGAUUCUACUGAUGGAGUACUUUCCGGAAAGUGACAAGCGAAAGAUCAAGAAGGACUUUUGCAAGUUGAGGCAAGAAAGCCGAUCGGUGCGGGAGUAUGAGAGAGAGUUCUUGCACAUGGUGGAUUGUGUCCCCGGCUUGGUUCAUGGUGACCGGGACCGGGCAGAGGUCUUUGAGCACGAAUUGCGGCCAGAGAUAUUCAAGACAGUUCAUGCGCUCUGGCUGAAAACCUAUGAAGAGGUGCUCGAUCGUGCGCUAUGGGUAGAGCGCGGCAACGCCAUUGCACGCAAGGAACGCGAGGCGUUUGAAAGGGACAAGGAUAAGGAGAAGUCUAAGAAGCGACCGGCUGGUGGAUCCACGGAGCAGUCGAGUUCCAAGCGACCCCCUCGGUAUCUUAGAUCGCAGUGGCAGACAAUCAAGGAGUCAGACGACCCCCUUCCCGUGUGUGAUUUGCGGUGGGAAUCAUAG
This is a messenger RNA of Ananas comosus (pineapple), 1038 nucleotides long. RefSeq lists its product as uncharacterized. The record is from RefSeq and is a predicted model, not a curated record. NCBI's taxonomy places the organism in Eukaryota, Viridiplantae, Streptophyta, Magnoliopsida, Poales, Bromeliaceae. Bases 1 to 1038 code for a protein of 345 amino acids. The transcript has a single exon.